Molecule: messenger RNA, 1446 nt
Organism: Paecilomyces variotii
Lineage: Eukaryota; Fungi; Ascomycota; Eurotiomycetes; Eurotiales; Thermoascaceae
Product: phosphotransferase enzyme family protein
Exons: 2
Coding region: 175-1014 (279 amino acids)
Source: RefSeq, a predicted model, not a curated record
AUUCACAUCAUUAUACAAGGACUCUACAUGGCGUGAAAUACCACAUUGUACUUGAUUUGCUUGCGGAGCAUAUUCUUAAAACAGUUAAAGAACCACUUGCCUCUGUCACAGCGCUAUCUUGGACAUUGGAUACUUCGAAGCUGUAUGCAGUUCCGAUAUUAUCUUCAGCGAUAAAUGAAGAGUUUCCCAGCCUCUCCCUCCUACAGCAGUGGGCGAGAACCUACGCUACCCACGCCAGCCGAGAUCAGGGCUAUCAACAGGGAGUCUGGCCAUGUCCGUAGCAAAAUAUUUGGUCGCCCGCCACCCGUGAUAAUCCCAUCGCAAGGGCUACUUGUUAAAUAUGGAUCCAACGUCACUACUGUCGAAGCUCAAACGCAAAUGAUGUUGUAUGAGAGCUUGCGGGGGCAAGUACCCAUUCCCAAGGUCUUUGACUGGACUGAGGAUGGCGGUCAGGGAUUUAUCUACAUGUCUUUGAUCGAAGGCGAGACCUUGCAAGAGAGAUGGGCCAGUAUGAGUGAAACAGAGAGACGAGCUGUUUGCGAGGAGCUCAGGCGCAUGGUUAAAGCAUGGAGGGCUUUGAAACAGGAGGGGCACUAUAUCGGCAGCUUGGGUAAGAAGCCAUUGAAUGAGAUAUUUCUUCAGAGCCAUCCAGAUACCGCUGGUCCUUGUGAGGGAGAUGAUGCUGUCCAACGGUUCCAGCAUGCUUGUGGAAUAGAUAUCACUGACGAGACACCUAUUGUGUUCACGCAUGAUGAUAUCUCACCACCCAACAUUCUCCUCUCACGGGGCCCGAAUCCGAAGGUUGCAGCGAUCAUCGACUGGGGUCAGGCUGGGUGGUAUCCAUCUUACUGGGAGUACUGUAAGGCACGACAGGUGGGUAUCAAUCCGAAAUAUUUCGAUGAUGUUAUGCAGGAGGAAUGGUACACCAAAUAUCUGCCAAUGAUCCUGGAUCCUGUGGACGAGGAGAGAAUCUACCAUCCUUUUGUUUAUUUUGUCCUGUCGAAGGGUAUCUAGAGCUGUCUUUGCUGUUCACGGUAUAUAUAUUUCCAAGCGAGCGUUCUAUUGAUAGAUAUGUUUGGUUUUGUAAGUAGCCUUUCUCAGACCAGUCGUUUCUGGUGUUGUGGCAGUUCCUUCGGUUGCUCUUUCAGUAUUUGGAAUUAUCCACAACCGAGGCAUACUGGAACCUAUUUAUCAGAGAGGAAUAUGACUCUAUCCAGGAAGUUACACGAUAACAAUAGAUUCGGGGAGUUGCCUCAGAUCCGAGCAUUGAACAAUACCGAUGCUCGUGAGUGUUCCCUUCCGUCGAUCUCUUUAGUACAAAGGUGCUAGAAAGAAUAUAUAUUCCCUACAACCACAAUCGAAAAUUCGCGAUGUCCUGCUGUUCCGCUUACAUAUCUUCUCUGAUUACUUUCAUGGAGUAGGUAUAACAUGAAUAAACAGUCAAAG